ACAGGCUGACGCACCGCACAGGUAUUUAAUCACAGGACUAGACGGAAGAUUGAAAGAACAGGGAGGCCAUGUUGGAUUUUCAGUGAACUCCUCAUGUGACCCCGGACAUCAGAAAUGGACCCGUUCCGCAAAGCCCAGAUUAUCCUAUUGUGUGACGUCUGUAAAACUGCCCACCUACAGAGUCACUGUGAACGCUGUGAUAUAAAUCUAUGCCAGACCUGUGUUGGGAAGCACCUCUCGGAUUCGUCUAUAAGACACAAUGUCGUACCCUAUAAAUACAGAAAGUCUCUUAACUACUCAAAAUGUCCAGACCACGCCGACGAACUCUGUAAACAUUACUGUGAGAAAUGUGACAUUCCUGUCUGUUCUACCUGCGCCUCCUCAAGUGAACAUGAAGGUCACGAUACAUCAGAUAUUCUGGAAAAACUCAACUCUAAAACAGAAAGUUUACAGAAAGAUCUGGAAGAACUCGAGACCAGAAUUUACCCGCGAUAUGAAGAAAUGGCGUCCGAUGUUCAAACUGAAAAAGCCGAAUUAGAAACAAAUUACGGAGAACUGACAAUAAUUGCCGAUCAACAAGGAGAAAUCUUACACCGGGAAAUCACCGCCAUUGUCAACCAGCGGAAAUCCGACAUUCAGGAGAUGAAAAACAAACACCUAUCUACCCUGAAUAAAAAUACAGAUGAAAUCACACAGAAAAUGGCGGAACUCAAACAGAUCAUGUCCGACUUGAAAUAAAUCCUAAAAUCAAAUGACGUCUCUUUAACCUCUACUUACAAAUCUAGGAAUUCCGAAUUUAGAACAUUACCACCUAAAGUCCGAGUUACAGUACCCAGUUUGUCUGUUCAGAAAAUAAACAAAGAUCAGCUCAAUGAAAUGUUUGGUUCUCUGCCGCCAUUAUCCAUUACCACAGACCAUGGAGACACAAUGAAAUCAGCAGAAGCUGUAUCGUCUCCUCCAGUCAAACCACUGCUUGAUCAGCCGCGAGUCACCGCCACCAUAGACACUGGGUAUGACUAUCUAUACAGUGUUAGCUGCCUGAGUGAAGAUCAAGUCUGGACACGCGGGAAUAACGAAACCAUGAAGCUGCUCAACCUCCAGAGUAAACUACUUACAUCAAUACAAACCAAGUCAGGGGACUGGCCGCGGGACAUAGCAGUGACACGGGACGGAGAUCUUGUUUAUACUGACUAUAAUGAUAACACCGUGAACUUAAUUAAGAAUAAACAGAUACAGACCGUAAUCACACUACAGGGGUGGUACCCUCUUAAUGUCUGCAGCACCGCCUCUGAUGACAUCCUGGUUACCAUGGUCAGUGAUGAUAGAAAAAAAUCCAAAUUCGUGCGUUACUCCGGCUCCACAGAGAAACAAAGCAUUCAGUUUGAUGAUCAGGGUCGUCCUCUCUAUUCAUCUGAUAUAAACACUAAAUACAUCAGGGAGAACAAGAACCUGGAUAUCUGUGUGGCUGACUGUAGGGCUAAUGCAGUAGUGGUGGUCAAUCAGUCAGGAAAACUCCGAUUUAGAUACACUGGUCAUCCCUCUAAUACCAAGCUAUCAUUUACUCCAGUCGGCAUCACUACAGACAGCCAGAGUCACAUCCUGACAACAGACCAUGAGAAUGACCGUAUCCACAUCCUAGAUCAGGACGGACAGUUCCUUCGUUACAUUCACUGUGAAUUAGACACUCCAUCAGGUUUAUGUGUGGACAUCAGAGACAACCUCUUUGUGGCUGAGUAUCUCCCUGCUAAAGUGAAGAAAAUCCAAUAUCUAUAAACACAGUGUUAAUUACACAUCUCUACAGUGUUAAUUACACAACUCUACAUAGUGUUAAUUACAUGUCUGAAACAUGUUCAUUACAUACCUUUACAGUAGUAAAUAAACUCAAAGUUGGAGUCGGUAGUUUUAUCUGUAAAGGUCUAGAAUGUAAACAACAGCCACCAAGCUUCACUAGUGUAGUUACGCUGGUCGUUUACAUUUUACAACUGUUGUACACCGCCGACUCCUGUGGUUGACAUUUCAAAAGUGUGUGGAGUGGGAAGAUCAGACCACUGAUAUUUUAAAAUGAUAAUUUUUAUCAGCUAGAUAAUUUACGGUGGCGGAUCUAGUGGGUGGGCUUUAUUUGAACAUUAUCAACCAAAAAUUGUCAUUAAUUUGUUUGUUAUUUUGCGGUCUUCGAUUCACCUCCCCUUUUGGGAGAAAUUUCUGGAUCCGCCACUAAUGUCUAUAAGAGUUGUCUUUCUUUAUGAAGCAGAAGACACUUGCUGUGAAAACGGAAAUGGAUGCCGAGUCUGAAGGACUGAAUAUAUUGUCUGGUUACUUAUCUAUAUUCAUUGUUAUUGCUUCUCAAAAGUAAGUACCCCAUACACAUAUAAUCAGCAUUAAUGAAAAUGUAUUCCUCCAUCUUAUUUUUCUUAAUAAUUAUUAUUUUCCCAAAACAAAUGGGCUGUAAUAAGCAACAUAGACUGUAUACCCAUUAUUUAAUUAUAUGUAAUUAUUUAUUUUAAAGGCAUACACGCUGAUACCAAAUUAUUUUUUUUUUUCGUGUGAAUUUAAACCAAUCUAAAUUUACAUACAUCUUUAUAUAGAUAAAAUACAAAUCUUCACCAAAAUUUGCUAAUUAAAUCCUAGAGAUUAAAUGAAAAAAAAAACAGAAAUGAAACUAUUACAAAUAGACAGCUGUUCUCGUGAAUAUUCAGGAAGCCGGAGUUCCUUUGACCGCUAUGCGCAUGUGCGCGGGAAAACUAACACAAUGAUUGAAGAUGGAAGACGAGGUAAGAAUUGUGUGCAGUGUUGUUUUCAGUAAGAAUAAUGUAUAAAAUGACCAAUUCAAUUGACAGAUAAGCUAUUUUCCAUUUGUAUGUUCUUUAUUAGUACGAGAAUUGAGGCACUCCCCAAGCAAAAUAUGUUUUAGAUGGAAAUAAACGUUCGUAUAAAUGUUGUUACCGGGUAUGGGGCCAUGGGAGGGGGAAUUGUAAGAGACCGAUUAUAGCUAUGCGAUAUUUUUAUGAAAUGUAAAUAUCUUAUAUGCUUUUGUGUGUAUUUUAUUAUAUUUUUGAAUGAUUUAUUACUUGGAGAAAUAAAAAAAAAGUUUAUUAAAGCACGAUCAAGUGUUAAUUCCCUCUCCGUAUGUAAAUUUUUGUAUAUGUGUGUGUGUGUUUGUAAACUCUUAUAGUCUAUAGCUGCUUAAAGGUAGUAACAAUUUUUUUCUUGCUUCAGUUUUUUAUAUCAUUACAACAAAUACCAAAGUUAUGUAGCCAAUGCCUGCACAUAAUAUAGAGAUGUUGAUUCAUGACUGGCAUAUUUAGAGUUACAUGUAUGAUACUAUCUAUCAUUUAUAAAUAUCAUCCUAAGUUAACAAUGUGUAGAAAACAAAUUAUUUUGUACUUGUGAUAUUGUAGAUAAGUUCAAGUGCAACUCCAAGUCCUGAGAGACGGCUACGUCCAAGACAACAGAGGAGAGUGGAAAUGAGCGACACAAGCUCAACUUCUAGUCCUGUUAGGCGUGGAG
Ostrea edulis (European flat oyster) is the source of this 3507-nucleotide messenger RNA. RefSeq lists its product as uncharacterized. The coding region runs from base 877 to 1773 and encodes 298 amino acids. NCBI's taxonomy places the organism in Eukaryota, Metazoa, Mollusca, Bivalvia, Ostreida, Ostreidae. The record is from RefSeq and is a predicted model, not a curated record. The transcript has 2 exons. Gene Ontology annotation, molecular function: protein binding.